Messenger RNA from Periophthalmus magnuspinnatus, 2040 nucleotides. It is a transcript of the gene mcmbp, whose product is annotated as minichromosome maintenance complex binding protein. The coding region runs from base 123 to 1994 and encodes 623 amino acids. The transcript is spliced from 16 exons. Gene Ontology annotation, molecular function: chromatin binding. The record is from RefSeq and is a predicted model, not a curated record. NCBI's taxonomy places the organism in Eukaryota, Metazoa, Chordata, Actinopteri, Gobiiformes, Gobiidae. Gene Ontology annotation, biological process: DNA-templated DNA replication.
GUAAUUUUCCCGCCCUGGCUUCUGCGGCUCUGAAGCGAGUGGAAAGUCAACAAAGUACCCGAUUUCCUCCGAAUUUUAGUUGGAUCACUUUAUUUUACUCAGUCCCGUUUCAUUGAUUAAAGAUGCCUUGCUCGCAGGAAUGGAUCAACAACCCGCUGGGUGUUGUAGAGGCGAUGUUUGGUGAAACCCAAAACAACCCAGACUCAAAGUGGGAGGCAAAAGCUGUUGGUUUCUUUAAAGAGCAGCUUAAAGAAAAAGAUGCUCAAACCUCGAUCCCAUCUCUAAACCAUGUGCCGCUGCAUUACUUGAAGCCCAACAGUCUGGUGAAGUUUCGCUGUUUGAUCCAGGACAUGUUUGACCCUGAGUUUUACAUGGGUGUGUAUGAGACUGUGGACCCAUCUUCAAAAGCCAAGGUUUUAAAAUGCGGCAAGUACAGAGAUGUGGCUGACUCUGGGAUCGAUUUUAACUCAGAAAACACAGUAACUUCAGAGAGACAGACUUUCUACUGUGUGCCUAUCCCUGGAGAAAACCCUUGGGUCAAAGACUGUUACACCGCCUCAAGCCAAGCACGGGUCACUCCCUCCACAUCGUAUGCUCCGACUCGACAGAAACGCAGCUACGAAGAAGACGAAGGAGAUGCGAUGGACACACAACAAACUGGUCCUCAGACUGAACACUAUGGAAACGGUGACUGUAAAAGACAAGAGACUGAAGCUCCAUCAAAUCAAACCUCGACCACACCUCCUCUCGAUCUAAACUUCCCUUUACCUGGAGAGAAGGGCCCCUCCUGCCUCGUCAAAGUUUAUGAAGACUGGGACAAGUUUAAAGUCAACGACAUACUGGAGGUUUAUGGGAUCCUGUCUGUUAGCCCAGCCCUGAGUGCUCUGGCAGAUGAAAGGGAAAGCAGUGCCCUCCUGGACCCUGCGGACUCCAUGGAGACGGCAGAGGAGCAGAGGGUACACUGUCCCCCUGCCUCGCUCGUCCCACGCCUGCACAUGCUCCACGCCAGACCCCUGUGCCACAACAACCCUCUACUGCCCCCUGGAACAGCAGAGGACAACAGCACCUUUUUAUCCUCGACCCUCCCUGAGUUCCCCUCUGUUCGGGCCGAGCUAUUGUCGUAUUUCACUCACGUUCUUUUGGGAGACGCUCUGGCGGCAGAAUACCUCAUUCUCCACCUCAUCUCCACUGUUUACGCGCGGCGAGAUGUUUUGCCUUUGGGGAAGUUCACCCUGAAUCUGAGCGGCUGUCCCUCUGCGUCCCCUUACACUGAACGAUUGUAUCAGAUCAUACAGCAACUGGUGCCAUCUUCAUAUUACCUCCCCAUGAGCCUGCAGAACAUGAACCAGAUGCGGUUGGUCCCAAAGAAGGACUACACAGCCAAUCGUCUGGUGAGCGGAGCACUGCAGCUGUCCAAAAACACAUCACUCUUUCUGGACGAGACGAGGCUAGAACAAGGGCAGCUGGACACUACAGGUGUGAGGAACGUGACCGCACUAGGGAACCUGAUCUCGUGGCAGAAGGUUGAUUAUGACUUUAACUACCACCAGAUGGAGUUUCCCUGCAAUAUUAAUGUGCUCAUCUCCUCCGAAGGACGCUCUCUGCUACCGUCGGACUGCCAGGUGCCCCUCCAGCCUGCCGUUGCCCCCUCUCAGCUGGAGGAGACUGUGAAUGGUCUUCAUGUCCCUCAGACCUCCUCAGCUCAGAUAAACCGCUUCAGGACCUACCUCGGUCUGGCCCAGCUCCUGGACUACAACAUCUCUGAGGAAAUGACCAAGUGGGUGGAGGAUGACUUUGUGGACAUGAGGAAGGACGACCCUCAGAGUAUUUCAGCUGAAGACCUGCACAGGCUGCUGGUCGUGGCACGGCUGCUGUCUCUGUCUGUGGGAGUGACCGCUCUGAGCCGAGAGUCCUGGUCUAAAGCCAAACACCUUGAGACUCUGAGGAGGGGCCGCAUGGAGCAGUACAGGAGCGUCAACGGCAACGAGCCAUGAAUUCAACCACGGCAAUGAGAAGAUUAUGUUUAUAUAUGAUUUUGUU